GAGGCAUCAGAGAGCUGCGGGACAGCAGAAAACAGCUUACUUCCGCAUUGAAAGAUAAGGUGGACACAAGACCAAGGCAGACAAGAUGGCGUCGGUUCCAGAGCCGCUUCUGGAAGCAGUGGAUGAGCUGGAGAAGGCAGAAGGGUCGAUGCAGACGACCAGCCCCUCUCACACUUCAGUCUGCGUUGAUCUGAAUGCUCAAACAGGUGCAACUGUAAACGCUCCUGUACUCACUGGAAACGUCAUCCAAGGCUCAGUAAUCAUCAGCUUCAGCUCAGCCACUGGCGCUGUCGGGCAGCAAAAUCCACCCAAAGGACCGGUGUCUCAGAAACAAGAGCACGACGUCUUGCAGAAAAUCCUGGAAAGUCACAAAGACGACAUGAAGGCCAAAACGGGACAUGUGUUUGAGGGCAAAAAGGAGAACAAAAUACACCUCAGCAAAGUGUACACUGAACUCUUCAUCACUGAAGGGGACAUUACAGACGUCUAUGACGAACAUGAGGUUCUGAAGAUGGACCGAGCUUUGAAAACGCCCAAAUUUGAAGACACACCGAUCGACUGCAAUAGCAUAUUCUGUUUACUGAAGCAAAAGAAGGAGGGAAACAUUGUGCUGACCAAAGGCAUCGCUGGCAUCGGAAAGACGUUCUCCGUGCACAAGUUAAUCCUGGACUGGGCCGAAGGAAAAGCCAAUCAGCAUGUGGACUGCGUGUUUCUGCUUCCAUUCAGAGAGAUGAACUUGAUUAAAGAUGAUAAAGAGAUCAGUCUCCACGAGCUUCUGUUGGAAUUCUAUCCUGAUUUGAAAGAGGUGGAAAACACCAAGUUUUAUGAAGAAUACAAACUGGUGUUUAUCUUUGACGGGCUUGAUGAGAGUCGCCUGGAAGUGGAUUUUGAUUGGAAAUUGGUCAAAUGUGUCAAUGCACGGUCAUCCGUUGAUGUUUUAUUUACAAGCUUAGUUAGAGGAAAACUGCUUCCGUCGGCUCUCAUCUGGGUCACAUCAAGACCGGCAGCGGCCAAUCUGAUCCCUUCUGAGUACGUAGGAUUGUUCACGGAGGUGCGCGGAUUCACCGACCAGCAGAAGGAGGAUUAUUUUAGAAAACGGAUCAUAGAUGAAGCUCAGGCCUCCAGAAUAAUCUCACACAUCAGGACGUCUCGUAGUCUCUACAUAAUGUGCCACAUUCCCAUCUUCUGCUGGAUCACUGCCAGCGUCCUUCAGGACAUUCUUGUCAAAAACGAUGAGCAGGACAUUCCUUCGACCCUCACCGAAAUGUACAUCCACUUCCUUCUGAUACAGAUGAAGAUGAAGAACCAGAAGUAUGAGAAGAAGCAGGAAAGGGAUCGCACAAAGCUUUUGAGUUCAAACAAAGGCAUGAUCUUAAAGUUGGCUAAACUGGCAUUCGAACAGCUGAAGGAGGAAAACGUCAUGUUCUACGAGACGGAUCUGAAAGCGUGCGGCAUCGAUGAAAGCGAGGAGUCCACAGGACUGUGCACUGAAAUCUUCAAGGAGGACUCUGUCCUGCAUGAGAGGAAGGUUUAUUACUUCAUACAUUUGAGCGUGCAGGAGUUUCUUGCCGCGUUGCAUGUGUUUCUUUGCUACUUGAAGCUGGACAUGGACGAGCUGAAAUUCUUCUUGGAGAAUUCGCGUCCUAAUAAGAAAGAACUGCUGUACGUUCUGCUGAGGAAGGCGAUCGAUAAGGCGAAGGAGAGCGACCGAGGGCAUUUUGAUCUCUUUUUGCGGUUCUUGCUGGGCAUUUCUCUCCAGUCCAAUCAGAAACUCCUCAUCGGCUUGCUGAACGAGACGCUGGAAAACAAAAACUGCAUCAAUAAAACCAUCCAGUACAUCAAGCAACUGCAAAACAAUGACAAGUGCCCAGAUAAAUCUAUCAACCACUUCUUCUGCAUCCUGGAGCUGCAGGACAGAACCCUGUACAAACAAAUCAUGAAAUAUCUGAAGUCAGAGAGCGGCCAGCCGAAAGCGGUGUCCAACUCCAACUGCUCAGUGCUGGUUUAUGUGCUUCUGAUGUCAGGCGAGGUGCUGGAUGACUUCGACCCCAAGAUGUUCAACAACACAUAUGCGGGAUGCAGGAGACUCGUCCCAGCCGUGAGAUGCUGCAGAAAAGCCCUGUUUUCAGACUGUGGACUGACAGAGCAGUGCUGUGAAACGGUGGCUUCGGCUCUUCAGCUAGAGGACUGUCCUAUGAGCGAACUGGACCUGAGUCACAAUUACAGCAUCGAGGCGGGAGUGAAGGCACUUUCUGCUGGACUGAAGAGCCCACACUGUCAUCUGGAGACACUCAGCAAACGAAAGUAG
Messenger RNA from Sinocyclocheilus grahami, 2308 nucleotides. RefSeq names its product protein NLRC3-like. The transcript has 6 exons. The coding region runs from base 86 to 2308 and encodes 740 amino acids. NCBI's taxonomy places the organism in Eukaryota, Metazoa, Chordata, Actinopteri, Cypriniformes, Cyprinidae. The record is from RefSeq and is a predicted model, not a curated record.